This is a messenger RNA of Emericellopsis cladophorae, 1827 nucleotides long. RefSeq names its product Leukotriene A-4 hydrolase-like protein. Gene Ontology annotation, biological process: proteolysis. Gene Ontology annotation, molecular function: zinc ion binding; aminopeptidase activity; metallopeptidase activity. The record is from RefSeq and is a predicted model, not a curated record. Lineage: Eukaryota; Fungi; Ascomycota; Sordariomycetes; Hypocreales; Bionectriaceae. Gene Ontology annotation, cellular component: cytosol. The transcript is spliced from 4 exons. Bases 1 to 1827 code for a protein of 608 amino acids.
AUGACUGCCGGAACCCGAGACCCUAGCACGCUCUCCAACUAUGGCGCCUGGCGCACCACGCACACCACGACCAACUUUACCCUGGACUUUCAGAACAAGAAGCUCGUAGGCUCGGUCAUUCUCUCGCUGCAGUCGCAAACGGAGCGCGAGAGCAAAGAAGUCGUCCUCGACUCCAGGUUCGUGCACGUGGAUGCUGUCAAGGUCGGCGACAAGCCCUUGCAAUGGGACCUCAAGCCCUUCACGGAGCCGCUCGGUGCGCCGCUGCACGUGUCCGUGCCCGAGGGCGUGGCCAAGGGCGACACCAUUGACAUGGUCAUUGACCUCGAGACGACGAGCAAGUGCACUGCGCUGCAGUGGCUGACGCCGGCGCAAACCUCCAACAAGAAGCACCCCUACAUGUUCUCGCAGUGCCAGGCCAUCAAUGCCCGUUCCAUCUUCCCAUGCCAGGACACGCCCGACAUCAAGUCGACCUUUACAUUCAACAUCACCUCUGAGCUUCCGGUUGUGGCCAGUGGUGUACCCGUUGGUGAUCACGAGGCCGCGCCCGGCAGGAGCAAGGUAUACACGUUUGAGCAAAAGGUGCCCAUCCCGUCGUAUCUGUUUGCCGUGGCCUCUGGCGACAUUGCAACAGCCAAGAUUGGGCCUCGAUCUGUGGUCGCCACAGGACCUAAUGAGCUCGAGGCUUGCAAGUGGGAGCUGGAGCGGGACAUGGAGAAGUUUAUGGAGAUUGCGGACAAGCUGGUCUUUCCCUACAAAUGGGGCGAGUACAAUGUCCUGGUCCUGCCUCCCAGCUUCCCCUACGGAGGCAUGGAGAACCCAAUCUACACCUUUGCUACCCCUACCAUCAUCAGUGGAGAUCGUCAGAACGUCGAUGUCAUUGCCCACGAGCUGGCACACAGCUGGAGCGGGAACUUGGUGUCCAACUCUAGCUGGGAACACUUCUGGCUGAACGAAGGCUGGACAAUGUACCUCGAGCGCCGCAUCCAGGCCGCGAUUCACGGCGAUGCCGAAUUUGAUUUCUCCGCCAUUAUUGGCUGGAAAGCCCUCGAGGAUGCCAUCGAGCAGUUCAAGGACAUCCCCGAGUACACCCAGCUGAUCAUCAAGCACGACAAUGUCGAUCCCGAGGAUAUCUACAGCCAGGUGGCCUACGAGAAGGGGUUCCACAUGGUCUACUACCUCGAGACCGUCGUCGGCCGCGAGGCCUUUGACAAGUUCAUCCCGCACUACUUCACCAAAUGGUCCGGCAAGUCACUCGACUCCUGGGAAUUCCGCGAUACCUACAUGGACUUUUUCAAUAACUUUGGCGACGAGGGUAUCAAGAAGAAGAUUGCCGAGAUCAACUGGGAGGACCGUCUGCUCUCCCAAGGCCUGCCCCCCAAGCCUCAUUUUGACACCAGCCUGGCGGACCAAUGCUACAGCUUGGCGAAGAAGUGGGAGACGGACUUGUUUGACCCCAGCCCGGACGAUGUCAAGGACUUUAAUGCCAACCAGAAGAUUGUGUUCCUUGAUGCCUUGACACAAGGCAAGCCCCUGAGCGCGAGCCGCGCGCGGCAACUAGGCAAGGUCUACGAGCUCAGCGCCUCGCAGAAUGUGGAACUCAAGUCCGCCUUCUACCAGAUUGCCAUCAAGGCCGAGGACGACACCAGCUACGCCGGUGCUGCCGAGCUUCUCGGCCAGGUCGGUCGCAUGAAGUACGUCCGCCCGCUCUUCCGUGGCCUGAACAAGGUAGACCGCCAGCUGGCUCUGGAGACAUUCGAGAAGAACAGGGAGUUUUACCACCCCAUCUGCAAGGGCAUGGUGGCCAAGGACCUUGGGAUCAAGGUGUAA